Symbiodinium sp. CCMP2592 is the source of this 1635-nucleotide messenger RNA. The record is from the annotation of a GenBank genome assembly. Lineage: Eukaryota; Dinophyceae; Suessiales; Symbiodiniaceae.
AUGUUCAACAAAAGAUCUUUGACAACAGAAGAUGUCCAGGCCGUUGCUCCUGCAAAACGAUUCAGGUCCGAGAUGGUCGACAUAUUUUUAAACAAUGAGCUCAGUUCUGAGCGAAGCGCUCGAGUACUGCGGUCAGCACAGCAAGCCGGGGCACUGCAUGUGGAAGACUUACAGGUCCGCCCAGAGACUCGCAACACCCAUCGGGAUCUUUUGCGCAAAUGUUUCAGAAACACGAAAUGGCCUUCGUUAUAUCAUGCAAAAGUUCGUGGCUGGAAUCAGGCGAAGAAUACGUCUGAAGAGUAUUCCUUGGCAAUUUUGCUGCCUCACGAAUCCUUGCACUCACUGCUCAAAGUGAACACGCCAGAGGCCUUGCUUCAGCAGCAAGCCGAGAUCCUGCCUGACAGGCCUGACCUGGAGAACCACUUGCAUUUUUUGGAGGGUGAGUUGGGCUUGGAUUUUGAAUCCACUCUCCUCAUGGGCAUGUGGUGCGAUGGUGUGCCUUUCAACAGCGACCGAUCCAUGACUUUGGAGACUAUUUCUUUGAACAUCUUUGGCCAGCAGAAUCUUCGCCUGCCUGUUGCGGCCUUUCCAAAAGAAUUUGUAUCCAAAUCGCAAACUUUUGAGGAUGUAUUCGAAAUCAUCCAGUGGUCCUUUAAGCAGCUGGCGACGGGGAGCAUGCCAAGCUGCCGACACGAUGGCACGCCCUUCAAUCGAACCGAUAGUUAUCGACAACGUUUGGCAGGCAAAAAGCUUCCACUGCGAGCUGCUCUGGCUGAAUUUCGAGCUGAUUGGAGCUGUUACAAGGACGUUUUGAGCUUCCCUUCCUGGAGUUCGAAGGGGUAUCCUGUCAUUUCCAGCAUGGACUUCUUCAUGCGCCAGAGGCAGCAGAAUCAAUUGGUGUCGAGAUUAUUUUCUUGCCCAGGAUUCAAUACGGCUUGCCGCAAGAUGGACUUUUUACACGCUUGCGACCUCGGAGUAACAUCCGACUGGCUUGGGUCUUUGCUGUUUUACAUACAGAGUGAGAAGAUCCGAGGCCUGAGCAAACUCAUCCGAUGUGCCAAGCUGUACCAAGACAUCAAGGCAUACUACGACAGAAAUGGGGUCCAAGAUCGAUUGCCGAAGCUCCUUCCCACCAUGCUUCGUGAAGAGGAUCGAGGCAAGAUCAAAUCUCCCAAGUUGAGAGCCAAAGCGGGGGAAGCUCGAGCACUCGUCGGUGCUGCCAUGGAAAUGGCUAGAAAGUAUUUGUCGCCAGCAAAACCUGCUGAACAGGCGAUGUUGCAUGGCACAGAAGCUUUGCAGUCCAUAUAUGCCUGUCUCAGCACUGCAGCUUGGGACAAGGAAGUCUUCAGAGUUUCUUCUCAGAAGUUUCUUUUACUCUGGGGCAGCCUCGAGACUUACUUCGAAGUGGACAAGCUCUUCAGGGUUAAACCUAAAGCCCAUCAGCUGUUUGAAUUGGCCAGGGGCGAGGUGAACCCUAGCAAGACCUGGACCUACAGGGAUGAGAGCUAUGGGCAUACCCUAGCAUUGCUGGGCAAACGGCGUGGUGGCAAGUUUUCGAUGUAUGCUGUUUCUUGUCAAGUUCUCAGACGAUUCCUGGCAGCUAAUAAAGUUCCUCGACUCGAGAUCGGCACGUGA